ACGGCAUUCAGGGACCGACCACCGUUAAACUAGUGCCUGAACGAGGAGCGCCCUUUCGUGAUGCCCUUCGUUUCAGAUCUGGUCCUGGCCCGCGCAGUCUUCAUUCCUUUGACUGUUCUCGCUCUUGCCCUCGUUUUGUGAACCUCCGUCCUUCGCGUGUGCAGCGUGAGAUCGACCGCCUUGCUUCAGCGGUGCAAGAGAAGGACUUCACGCGUGCAGGUUUGGUCUGCUGGUUCAGACCCCCUGCUUCCCACGCAAUGGAUACGGAAACGUUGUCCACGCCGGCGGCCGGUGCAGAGGAGCAUCCUUACACCAACGUGUACACCUCCACCGCCGUGCGAAUGAGCUUAUCAUCACGCCCCUCUUCACAGCAUUCUGGCUCCAACUACUCCUCCCAUUCCACCCCGGACGCCUCCCGACCCUCCUCCUUGUCCGCCCAAAAGAGCUUGGCCCCCGAUGAUGCAAUGUUCGAGGAGGUCUCCUUGAACUCAAGACCAAACUCCUACAAUGCAAAGAUUGCUCCCAUCAAGACGUCCUUUACGGGCAAGGAGAACUCCCAUCCGCUUAUCGUCGAUACGCCCCCUCGAUCUCAAUCCCCCUUGGGCUCGGACUACUCCGGCUCCCCGGGCAAAGGCGAGAGAAGUCCUACAACACCCACCAUGCCCGUGUCACCCAUCACCCCCUACGAGGCCCGCAUGUCCAUCAACAGCUUGAACUCCUUUGACCUUGCAGAUGUCGACUAUGGCUAUGUCUCGCAAGCCAAUCAGGAUGCAGAUACGAACGAGACGCCCAGGGGCAAGGUCAAGGCAAACAAUGUGGAGCGCGCAGACAACGCGUGGGGCUCCUCAUGGGCCCUGCCUCGACAGCGCCGACCGACUUUGACACGUCCUUCGCCUCCCGCUCGACAAAGUACCCUGUUUGACAUGUCCAAGGAUUUGCCUCUCACCCCGACAACUCCGACAACCGACACGAAUACAAAGGCAGAGGACAGCACAUCAGAAGAACAUGGCAGAGAGGAAGACACCCAUGCGUACGAAGAAGAGCAGUCAUAUGACGCAUCGGCACCAGCCCUGAACGUGAUUGAUACAUCCUCGGUCUGGAGAACGGAGAGAUUCAGCAGUCUCGGUGCUCCUACAAGAGUGCCCACUUGGCCAGCAGACGAUGAGCUGGCGGAGUUGGACUGGAGUACUCUUGACCGCAACGAGGAGCAGGAGAAGGAGGACAAAGAUGUACCACAAGGUGCAGAGGACGAAUCCACGCGUUUCCUGCUCGCGCGGCUGGAACAAGAGAACGCAAAGUUUGCUGCCGAUCCGAAGGCAUCAAUCAGCAAAAGGACUGGUCGGCAGCGCAGCCAAACCCGACCACCCAGCAUGGCACAUCUGAAGAAGCUUGUUGCACAGGACGCCCCAUCCAUUCGCUACAGCCUCGUCUCUGACGUCGAAGUACCCGUACCCGAUGAACCGCCUGCCAUGACCGAGCUCGAGUUCUGGGCUGCACUGGUGCAAGACUACCCAUCCACGGCAUCGCGAUUACCUACAUUGACCGCCACCAAAAUCCGGGCUGGAAUCCCUCCUCCACUCCGAGGCGUGGUCUGGACAUCGAUGUCGGGAGCCCGGGACAAGGAUUUGGAGGAAGCGUUCGAGACGCUACAGCACGAGGAGAGCCCCUACGAUGGCAUAAUCAACAAAGACGUCGGCCGGUCCUUCCCCGGCGUCGAGCUGUUCCGGGACGCCGAAGGUGAAGGGCAGAAGAUGUUAGGUCGAGUGCUCAGAUGUUUCUCCUUGCACGAUAAGGACAUUGGAUACUGUCAGGGGCUGGGCUUUCUCGUUGGUCCUCUGUUGAUGAACAUGGGCGAGAAGGAUGCAUUUUGUGUGCUCGUGAGGCUCAUGGACCACUACGCUCUUCGGCCAUCCUUCUUGCCGUCGCUCUCCGGCCUCCACAUGCGCAUCUUCCAGUUCAGCAACCUGUUGAAGCAGCAUAUGCCCACCCUAUCCGAGCAUCUGAGCAGCUUAGGCGUCGAACCGGCAUAUCUUUCCCAAUGGUUCCUCUCUUGCUUCGCAGUCACCUGCCCUCUGCCAAUGCUGUUCAGGAUCUACGAUGUCAUCUUCGCUGAGGGUGCGAAUGAGACUGUCAUGCGAGUCGCCCUCGCGCUUUUCCGACGGAACGAGGAAAAGAUGAUGGCCAGUCACGAGUUCGAAGACGUCAUGCAGCUUUUGCUCGGCCGGGCCCUCUGGGACGUCUACGCAUGCAACGCAGAUGAAUUGGUCGACGAUUUCACCUCUCUGGGCAACAUCAUCACGUACGACAGGCUCGCAGAGCUUGAGAGGGAAUUUGAGAGCAAGAGUAGCGACGCGGUUGGGCAAUCUGCGGGAUUCCUUCCCGAUGUCCAAGCUGCCGCAUCUCGAUUUCUCGGUCGGCUUUGGACUCCGGGCCAUACGCUUACGCCGAGCAAAGGCGUCAAUGCUUCACUUUCUCCGCAAAACACAGAGAAGACCACUUCGACAUAUGGCUACCUUUCGCGCCCCAGCGCCUUUCUCAGAAGAUCUCCGAGCAAGACGAGCUUGGGUGCCAUCAACGACAGCAAUUCGAGCGAGUCGUCGGGCGGGGGCAGUACGAGCACAGCACCCACAGAUGCAGACAUACACGAUGCGGCGGCACGCGAAAGCCAAGCGGAUUCCAUGAGUAUGAGAUCAAAGUCAGAGUCGAUGUUUACGAUCUCUGGCUCGACAUCGGCGCACGCUCAACAGCUGUCGAGUCCACCCGGUACCAAGGAAGAAGAGCUCCAAUCAGAGAUUGAAGACCUGCUGAUGGCGCUCUCGGAGAUGCAAAGAGAGCAUGCUCAGAUGGCUGCUAUGCUGCAGCGAGAACGCGAAGAAAGGACUGACGAUCAGAGAGUGGUGAAGAAACUCGUGAGCAAAUUGAGCAACGACGAAGGAGAGCGAAAGACAACGGUGCGGCGAAGUAUGCCGCCGCCUCCACGGCCCAGCAGCGAGGAGGUCACCAACGUGGCCGACAAGAGGAAGACUCUGCCUCCCGGAUUUCUCACUGCGCCUGUGGACGAGGGCUUGAACACAGACAGGCCGUCAAUCGUUGUUGGGGAGCAUCAGAGCGAGGUGGAGGAUCUUGUGCGGGAAGUACAAUCAAGACUCGAAACCAGCGCUCGAUUCUCAGCGAGUUUCGAGACGCGAGCGCAGUUGCGCAGUGCGUUGGCGCGAACACGCGAGCAAUUGGCAACGGCCGAGACUCAGGUCAAAGAUUUGAGUGAGAGGGUUGAAUUUGCCGAACUCAGCUUGGCCGAACGUCAGGCCGAGGACGAGAGCUUACAGGCGGAGGUCGAAGAACUGCGGGCCAGGGUGAACGAUGAUUUCAAGGAAAAGAAGAAGCAUGAGCUUCAGAUUGAGAAUCUCCAGAUUCAGAUCCGCAUGGAGGCGAAAGCGGUCGAGAAGAAGCUGCGCGCGGCUGAACUGGCUCGCACGGAGAACUCGAGCGAGGUGCCGAUCAUUCGCAAGCCAACCUUGGAGUCACCGGCUCGAUCGAGGACUGGCUCGGUUUCUAGCAACCCCGGGAGCAGUGCAGGUUUGCGGGAGCUCAAGUUGGGCAGGCGGGAGUCGGUCAGUAGUGUUGCCAGCAUCCGUUCUAUGAGGAGCCAACGCCAAACCGGAGACGAAUGGCCUCGAGUCAGCCUUCCCCCAGCCGACACCCCAACCUCUCCGCCCAGAAGUCCGGAGCCCGAUCUCACGCCCACCACACCCACAAUCUUGCCCACACUACCCCAGACGCCAAACCUCGCUGUGCCCACGCCUAGCGGACCGUACUUUGCCCGACGAACGACGAGCUUGGCAGCCAAAGAAGUCUUCGCUACGCCCCAGCACGAACCCGUCCCAGAGGAUGCUCUUCUCCUCGAGCUCGUGAACGCCAAGACGGCAGAAGCAACAGCGAGACAGGAGGUCGACGAGAUGAAACGCAGCAUGCAAAUGCAGAAACGACGCGCAGACGAGACUCUCCUCGAACUGCAAGCCGCCGUUGCGAAUGCGAAGCUAGAGGCCGAGAAGGCGCGCGAGGAAGCCGAAAAGGCACGGCAGGAGGCCAAGAUGGCGAGAGCGGAAGUCUUUGAUGCGUCGGAGCUGAGCACGCCCAUGACGCCCGCAGCGAACUAUCCCUUCUAUCAAACUCGGACCGAUUCUGCGGAAAAGAGCCCUUCGCCAGCUGCUGGAGUCGUCUAUUCGGCUUCUCCCUCGCCGUCGCCGGUUGAGCCGACGGAGCAGAAGGAUGCUGAGGCGGGGAGUGCGGGCUUUGCGGGUUGGUCAUUCUGGAGUAGGCGGAAUGCUAGCGCGACCAAGUCGCCUGGAACUUGAGGUGCAUGGAGAGGCACUAGAAAGAGGGGCUUUGACAGGCGUAGCUGCUUUAAUGUCUGAUGGUGUUUUGUAGGAUGUAGGGCAUUAGAGCGAGUUUGGUGGUGUGGAAGAACGGCGAAGC
Molecule: messenger RNA, 4476 nt
Organism: Neohortaea acidophila
Lineage: Eukaryota; Fungi; Ascomycota; Dothideomycetes; Mycosphaerellales; Teratosphaeriaceae
Product: rab-GTPase-TBC domain-containing protein
Exons: 2
Coding region: 258-4355 (1365 amino acids)
Source: RefSeq, a predicted model, not a curated record